Molecule: messenger RNA, 1283 nt
Organism: Bemisia tabaci
Lineage: Eukaryota; Metazoa; Arthropoda; Insecta; Hemiptera; Aleyrodidae
Gene: Rpi
Product: Ribose-5-phosphate isomerase
Biological process (GO): pentose-phosphate shunt, non-oxidative branch; D-ribose metabolic process
Cellular component (GO): cytoplasm
Molecular function (GO): ribose-5-phosphate isomerase activity
Source: RefSeq, a predicted model, not a curated record
UUGGUUGUUAUCGAAUCCCUUCCGUCAGUCUGAUAACUGAUAAAAUAAAUUCUUUAGAGUGGUGAUAAAAAUCUGUCUCGUCUGCUGGAUGUCUUGAAAGAUAAACUCUUUCUUGCUCAGUCUACAACCCUCCAAUAUUUUUUGUAGGUUUAUUUAUUUAUCCAAAGUUGAAUUUCAAGCUCAUCUAUCCAGAAGAAUGUCCAUCGAGGAAGCAAAAAGAUUGGCGGCUUUCAAAGCCGUUGACACUUUCAUACAGGACAACACGAUAAUUGGAGUUGGAAGUGGCAGCACAAUUGUUUAUGCAGUUGAAAGAUUAGCGGAGCUGAAGAGAACAAAAAACUUAAAUGUGGUUUGUGUUCCUACAUCUUUUCAAGCCAGGCAACUCAUACUCUCAAAUGAUCUUAAAUUGGGGGAUUUGGAACAAUAUCCCAAGUUAAAUUGCACAAUAGAUGGAGCGGAUGAAGUUGACAAAAACUUAGUUCUCAUCAAAGGUGGAGGAGGUUGCCUGCUUCAGGAAAAGAUCAUUGCUGGCUACAGUGAAAAACUAAUCAUUGUUGCUGAUUACAAUAAAGACUCUCAGCACCUUGGCGACAAUUAUAAAAAAGGAAUUCCAAUUGAAGUCUUGCCUUUAGCAUACAAACCGAUUCAAAUGCGUAUUCAGGAGAAAUAUCGAGGAAGUGCAACUCUUCGAAUGUCAAAAAUGAAAGCUGGUCCUGUGAUCACUGAUAAUGGUAAUCUCAUCCUUGAUUGGGUUUUUCCCACGUCUGAAACGUUUAACUGGGAUGAAGUAAAUAAAACAAUCAAGAUGAUGCCAGGAGUGAUAGAAACCGGCUUGUUCAUCAACAUGGCUCACGCUGUUUUCUUUGGCACAAAAGAUGGCUCGGUUAAAGAAAUUUAUACUAAAUGAUACUCCAGAUGAAACAGAGAGAAUGAAAUCUUUACAGUUUUUUCUUUGUCUUGUGAGUCAAUUAUUUACUUUAAAUUGUGUUGUUAAUCUGCCUUUUACUGUGAUCUCUAAAUUGAUGCAUCUUAAUUAGAUACACUAAGUCAUGGGUGAAAAGAUCUCAACGCCAGGCCUACGGGCAGCUUUCAAAGUGACCUUUUUUGAGGUACUAAUUCAAGCUGGAGAGUGAUUUGGGUUACCAAUUACACCUAUUAUAAUUUAAGUAUUUAUUUAAAACAUGUAUUUUUCUAUUCAUUUACAAAGCUAAUGGUUUAUAUUGUUUUCUGUGUUAAAUUGAGAUUAUUUUGGAUUGGUUUGAAUAAAAUAAAUUGAAAUAUUA